This is a messenger RNA of Fusarium redolens, 787 nucleotides long. RefSeq lists its product as uncharacterized. The coding region runs from base 233 to 616 and encodes 127 amino acids. The transcript is spliced from 2 exons. Lineage: Eukaryota; Fungi; Ascomycota; Sordariomycetes; Hypocreales; Nectriaceae. The record is from RefSeq and is a predicted model, not a curated record.
AUAAAAUCUGGUUUAGUAUUCUAAGGACUUAAAGAAAAUCUUCCUAUACGAGAAAAUCAGCAAAAUAAGUAAGGGCACUUGACAUGCUAUAAGUAACAGCCAGGGGCUUUUUCUUAUAAAAGGUGGUCAAAGGCCACAUAACGAAGUUUAUCAUUGUCUUAACAGCACAUCCUCUAAACUCUGCAUCAACUUAUUAAUCAUUACAAACCGCAAUAAUAGUGCAAUCGUCACCAUGAAGGGUCUUUACACCGCACUCCUUUCUAUCGCUGUCGUACAGGCUACACCAGUUAUUGACAACCAACCAAAAGACCUCCACGCCCGAGCUGUCGAUCUUAAAGUCCAGUAUUACACGGAUGGCGGCUGUAAGGACUACGCUGUAUCGAUCUGGCCCGGCACCUCAAACAAAUGCUACGGAUAUAGCUACAGCAACACAAACAGCGCAAAUAUUGCAAGCUGUGGUGGUAACAGCGUUGCUUGCACCUGCUACCUCUUUGAGCAGGACAGCUGUAAGGGGAAUUCCGUCCGAACAGUUGCUCUUUCAGGAUCAGGCUCCGCCUGUGUUAGUAACUGGGGCAAGGGCUACAAGUCGAUGCAGUGCUACACCACCCAGCUGUAGUAUGUAUGGAAGUAGUGAGGAGAAUUGAGAGCCCUCCUGUUCAAUGCACAAUUAGACCAUUGAGCCUUUAUAUUUGGAAAUUAUUGUCUCUUAGCAACACUGGCUAUACUACCAAAGUGGGCGCACCAAUGGUUUCCUUAGUGUAGCUUAGUAUACUAUCAUACAAAUAAC